Molecule: messenger RNA, 3555 nt
Organism: Nerophis lumbriciformis (worm pipefish)
Lineage: Eukaryota; Metazoa; Chordata; Actinopteri; Syngnathiformes; Syngnathidae
Source: RefSeq, a predicted model, not a curated record
AUGGCGCUUCUCAAAAGGAAAAUACAUCAGCGUAUGCUGUUCUUUGCUGUUUUUCUUCCAAUAUCAGGUGUCUUUUGCUUCAGUGAGUUGUUUUUCAUCAAAGAGCCCCACGAUGUGACGGUUAUGCGCAAAGAAGCCGUCAUUCUAGACUGUCAGGCGCACGGAGAGACGCCCAUCGACGUCCGAUGGCUGAGAAAUGGAGCCAAAGUGUCAGUGAACGAGCGGGUUUACCUGCUCUCCAACAGCUCCCUUUACAUUUCCGAAGUGGAGACCAGACGAGGAGAUAAAUCAGACGAAGGCUUCUAUCAGUGCCUUGCCCAAAAUAAGUACGGGGCCAUUCUUAGCCAAAGGGCCCGGCUGACAAUCGCAACUAUUUCAUCAUUUACAAGUCAUCCAACUUCCAUCGUGGUAACUGAAGGCUCGGUCGCCAGAUUUUCCUGCAAAAUAAAUGCACACCCUCCUCCAAUCAUCACUUGGGAGUUCAAUCGGGUUACGUUACCCCUCGCUACUGAAAGAAUUACAGUGCUGCCCAGUGGCGUGCUUCAGAUCCAUGGUGUGCAGCUGGCAGACGGUGGCAAUUACCGAUGUGUCGCCACCAACAUCGCGAAUCGGCGCCGUAGCUCGGAGGCCAAGCUCACCGUCAUCUCUGCUCCUAUCCCCCGGCUUCCCCAGAGGCCACACAUCAUAGCUGGGCCACAGAACAUCUCCGUGUCGGUGCAUCAGAGCGCCACUCUGGAGUGUAUGGCCACUGGCAACCCCCGGCCAAUUGUUUCUUGGAGUCGAGCCGACAGCAAAUCUAUUGACGUCUACCACACCAAAGUGCUGGGAAAUGGCAACCUUGUCAUCACAGACAUCAAGCCCCAGCACACUGGAGUCUACGUAUGCAGGGCCACUACACCCGGGACGCGAAACUUCACUGUCGCAGCAGCCAACGUUACUGUACUCGCACCGCCCUCCUUAGUUGAGUGGCCGGAGAGCCUUACGCGUCCGCGUGCUGGCACGGCUCGCUUUGUGUGCCAAGCUGAGGGUUUUCCUAGUCCACAGAUCACCUGGCUUAAAAACGGAGAGAGCAUUCACUCCAAUGGUCGAAUCAAGAUGUACAGCAGCAAACUGGUCAUUAACCAGAUCAUUCCUGAGGACGACGCUAUCUAUCAGUGUCAGGCUGAGAACGAGCAGGGCUCCGUGUUGGCCAUGGCGAGGCUCAUCGUGGUCAUGUCGGAGGAUCGCCCCAGCGCGCCGAGGAAUAUCCGAGCGGACACUGUGUCGAGCUCUGCCAUCCUGCUGGCUUGGGACAGGCCGCUCUACAACUCUGAUAAAGUUAUUGCUUAUUCUGUGCACUACAUGAAGGCUGAGGGAUUAAACAACGAGGAGUACCAGGUUGUUAUUGGAAAUGAUACGACCCGCUAUAUUAUUGAUGACCUGGAACCAGCUCGGAACUACACGUUUUACGUGGUGGCCUAUAUGCCCAUGGGAGCCAGUCGCAUGUCUGACCACAUGUUCCAGCACACACUCGAGGAUGUUCCCCUUCGUGCCCCCGAGCUCAGCCUCACUAGCCGCAGCCCCACCGACAUCCAGGUGUCGUGGCAACCUCUCCCUGACAAGCUGAGCCGCGGCCGAGUCGCUGCCUAUCGUUUGUCGCAUCGAGCCAGCGCUGAGAGCACGGUCUUUCAGAUCGAGCUUCCAGGAGAAAAGACACAGCACCUCCUAGAAAACCUGCAGCCUGACACUAUCUACCUUUUGCGGAUCGCUGCCUCCACCAGUGUUGGCUGGGGAGAGCAGUCGGCGUGGACCUCUCACCGCACCCCCAAGGCAUCCAGCGCCCAAGUUCCUCUUUCUCCUGAGCUGCAUUUGGAGCCCUUGAACUGCACCACAAUUUCAGUGCGCUGGCGAUUGGUGCAGAGAAAUUCAGCCAGCGUGCAAGGCUACAAACUCUUCUACCAUGAGGAGAGCCAGUCUGAGAGCGCCCCGCUUCGGUUGCGUGCUUCGGAUCACUCGUACACCAUUGGAGGUCUUGACCCAAGGAAGAAGUACCAUGUGAAACUUCUGGCUUACAACUUUAUUGGAGAUGGUUACCAGGCAGAUCAAACUAUCAGCACCCCUGGAUGUGUCUCUGUCCGGGAUCGCCUGGUGCCACCUCCUCCACCUCCCCACAACAUGUAUGCAAAAACCAACAGUUCGUCUUCCAUCUUUCUUCACUGGGGGCGACCAGCUUUCACCUCCAGCCACGCAGUCAACUACACCAUCCGCUGUAACCCUGUUGGCCUGCAGAAUGCCUCCCUGGUGCUCUACCUGCAGACGAAUGAGCAAAGCCUUUUAGUAAGAGAUCUGCAGCCUAACACCAAGUAUGAAUUUGCUAUCCGACUUCAUAUUGACCUGCUAUCCAGCCCCUGGAGCCCUGUGGUCUACCAGAGCACUUUCCCUGAGGCUCCCACACUGCCUCCCACCAACAUCAAGGUGACACUGAUCGAGGAGGACACAGCCCUGGUGUCAUGGAAGCCCCCGGAGGAAUCCAAACUAUCUGUUACACACUACACAAUCCUGUAUGCCUCCAGAAAUGAAUGGCUCACCGGGGAAUGGAAGGUGGUACAAAGAGAAGGAAGCAUCACUAUGGCGCUGCUGGAGAAUCUGAAACCCGGCCAAUUCUACCUGGUGAAAGUGUCUGCCUCCAACAACAUGGGCGACGGGCCCUUUUCGCACAUGGUGGAGCUGACGGUGCGAGCGGAUCCCUCCUCUGGUCAUGGCCCUCGGCUCUCGCAUGACUCUGCACGGCCCAACGUCUUUUCCGAUGGCUUCUACCACCUGGACCAAACAUCAAUGACGGGCAUCACAGUGGGGGUCUCUAUCGCACUUAUGUGUAUCAUUAUCUGUGCUUUCAUCAUAGUGUGCAGAGGCAAACACAGGAAACCGUCAGCUGUUAAACUACACGGAGAAGGAAGGAGCCCACUCGCCUCUGCUGCCGGACGCCAAGGUUCAGAAAGCUUGCCUGAGGACGCCCAAGUGAGCGUGGCCACGAUGAGCACAAAUCAUUUCAUCGAUAGCAAGGGUGGAACAAAUCUCAUCAUCAAUUCUCUCGGUCCAGUUCAGACAUGUGCUGAGAAGAAAAACAAGUGGUUUUCCUUCAGUAGCCAUGGUGAAAAGAGUGUUCAACAGGUGCAGAAGACGAGGAACUUGACGGCCUCUUACCAGCCCGGCUCCACUGUGCUAACAUACGAAGCUGAGCGGUCGGUUCCCACGGAACCACCCGCCUCCCUGCAGGCUCUGCUGGGGCGUCCCGGAGAUUCGGAGGGCUCCUCCGGCAGCGAGGGCAGCCACGCUACUGCCGACUCUGGUCGCUUCUCACAAGAUGAGACGGAGAUGACCAACCUAUCAUCCAGUUCAAGCAGUCGACAGCCGUCUGUGUCGGCAGAGGAAGGAAGCGGUGACCGGGGUGUGGAGGAAUCAUGUCGGCCAGAUUGUCAGACGGAUUUGAGGUUGGUGGAGUCUGUCGAGGAGCCCUGCUCUCAUCAGGACGUCCAAAGUGCUCAGCCUUUGCUGUCAGUGUGUGAGGUUGUGUGA